Messenger RNA from Callorhinus ursinus (northern fur seal), 3778 nucleotides. Lineage: Eukaryota; Metazoa; Chordata; Mammalia; Carnivora; Otariidae. The record is from RefSeq and is a predicted model, not a curated record.
GUUCCAAAGAACUGCUGGUUUAUAUUUUAGCUCUUGCCGAGUUGUGAAAAUAGUGAAGGAUGAUUAUACUACUUAACCUCCAAAUUGCUCUCUGGUUAAUCAUCUUUAGAAGACUGGAUUUCUGGAAAUCUCCUUCACUCCAUGUCUAUUGACUUUUAAAAACAUGAUAAUGCAAUCCUGUAACACUGGCAAUCAUCCAUGAACCUUUAAAUUAUACUGCUUAAUAGCAUUUGAAGCUUCCUCAGGGAAUAACAAUGACAUCAGCAGUGGUUGACAGUGGAGGUUCUAUUUUGGAGCUUUCCAGCAAUGGAGUAGAAAAUCAAGAGGAAAGUGAAAAGGUUUCUGAAUAUCCAGCAGUGAUUGUGGAGCCAGUUCCAAGUGCCAGAUUAGAGCAGGGCUAUGCAGCCCAGGUUCUGGUCUAUGAUGAUGAGACUUACAUGAUGCAAGAUGUGGCAGAAGAACAAGAAGUUGAGACCGAGAAUGUGGAAACAGUGGAAGCAUCAGUUCAUAGCAGUAAUGCACACUGUACAGAUAAGACAAUUGAAGCUGCUGAAGCCCUGCUUCAUAUGGAAUCUCCUACCUGCUUAAGGGAUUCAAGAAGUCCUGUGGAAGUGUUUGUCCCUCCUUGUGUAUCAACUCCAGAAUUUAUCCAUGCUGCUAUGAGGCCAGAUGUCAUUACAGAAACUGUAGUGGAGGUGUCAACUGAAGAAUCGGAACCAAUGGAUACCUCUCCUAUUCCGACAUCACCAGAUAGCCAUGAACCGAUGAAAAAGAAAAAAGCUCAAAGGGCUUCGCAGAUUAUCAGAUCCUCUGCAAUAGUUGGCCGUAAACCAAAGACCCAGCAAUCACCAAUCUCCAAUGGGUCUCCUGAGUUAGGUAUAAAGAAGAAACCCAGAGAAGGAAAAGGAAACACAACCUAUUUGUGGGAGUUUCUUUUAGAUCUACUUCAAGAUAAAAAUACUUGUCCUCGGUAUAUUAAGUGGACUCAGAGAGAAAAAGGCAUAUUCAAGCUUGUGGAUUCAAAGGCUGUCUCUAAACUUUGGGGAAAGCAUAAGAACAAGCCAGAUAUGAACUAUGAAACUAUGGGACGAGCUCUGAGAUACUAUUACCAAAGGGGUAUUCUUGCAAAGGUUGAAGGACAGAGGCUUGUAUAUCAGUUCAAGGAUAUGCCCAAAAACAUAGUGGUCAUAGAUGACGACAAAAGUGAAACUUGUAAUGAAGAUUUAGCAGCAGCUACUGAUGAAAAAUCCUUAGAACGAGUGUCACUGUCUGCAGAGAGUCUCCUGAAAGCAGCAACCUCUGUUCGUGGUGGGAAAAACUCAUCUCUGAACUGCUCCAGGGCAGAGAAGGGUGUAGCUAGAGUUGUAAACAUCACUUCCCCUGGUCAUGAUCCUCCAUCCAGGUCUCCUACUACUACUGCGUCUGUGUCAGCAACAGCAGCUCCAAGGACAGUUCGUGUGGCAAUGCAAGUACCUGUUGUAAUGACAUCGUUGGGUCAGAAAAUCUCAACUGUGGCAGUUCAGUCAGUUAAUGCAGGUGCACCGUUAAUAACCAGCACUAGUCCAACAACAGCAACCUCUCCCAAGGUAGUUAUUCAGACGAUCCCUACUGUGAUGCCAGCCUCUUCUGAAAACGGAGACAAAAUCACCAUGCAGCCUGCCAAAAUUAUCACCAUCCCAGCUACACAACUUGCACAGUGUCAGCUGCAGACAAAGUCAAAUCUGACUGGGUCCGGAAGCAUUAACAUUGUUGGAACCCCGCUGGCUGUGAGAGCACUUACCCCCGUUUCAAUAGCCCACGGUACACCUGUAAUGAGACUAUCAGUGCCUACUCAACAGGCGUCUGGCCAGACUCCUCCGCGAGUUAUCAGCGCGGUCCUGAAGGGGCCAGAGGUCAAAUCAGAAGCAGUGGCAAAAAAGCAGGAACAUGACGUGAAAACUUUGCAGCUGGUACAAGAAGAAAAACCAGCAGAUGGAAGUAAGACAGUGACCCACGUAGUGGUUGUCAGUGCGCCUUCAGCUAUUGCCCUUCCUGUAACUAUGAAAACGGAAGGACUAGUGACAUGUGAGAAAUAAAAGAGCAGCUCUACCGUGGACUUUAGACUGUUAGUGAUAGUACUAACAUAAAUAUUUGCAAGGGAGGUCAUCAAACAAAGUCAAAAGAAGACUUUAAAACAUUUUUAACGCAUCUAAGAAAACAAUCAGACUUACUGGAAAUAAAUUACCUAUCCCAUGUUUCAGUGGGAAAUGAACUACAUACAGAGAUGCUGACAGAAAACUGCCUCUUACAGUAGGAAACAACUGAACCCGUCAAUAAGGAAAAGGAUUGAAAGGGACCAAGCAACUCACUACAAUAUCCAGUUACACUAAGACUUGGAACACUAACACUCUGUAAGAGGUUAUAUAGUUUUCAGUGGGGAGGGGUUGGGACGGGUGAUCUCAUUGUUACAUAGAGCAAUUUUUGAUGCAUUUUAUAUGCAUACCAGCAAUUAUUACUGUGUUCACACAGAACUCACUUAACUGGUGCUAUGUGAAGACUGCUAAUAUAGGUAUUUUAGAAUGUGAAUUGAAAAUGGAUCCAAAAGCUUUUCAGAAAGAGGAUAGCAAAAAAGACCUAGUGCGAUUUUUUUUUUAUAUCAUAUAGCUUAAGCUGAUUUAAAACAAAGGCCUUAGACUAAUUUUCAGUUUUCUUUAUUGAAAUAAGCUAAUGGCUUGUUUGUGUAAAGCUUUUUUUAUUAAAAGAAAAAUUUUAAAAAUCUUGUACCUAGCACAGUAUUGUUAUAGAAUUUACAUGUAACAUUUUAUAUGGUAGUUUAAGUCUGUCAGUUUCUUAAUUGUGGACAAAUUAACAGUUGGCUCUGGCCUUUUGCUGUAACCUGCCUGUGUCACUCACUUAGCCCUGGCAUCUGUGCAGACAUAGCAGUUUCAGUUCUACUGUCACUUGGAAGUUCAGGCUCAGCAUGAAUUUUUGUCAGGUAGCUCUAAUACCUGGUGUUUUGUUUUGUUUUUUUCCUUCCUUCCUUUUUUUUUUUUUAGUUGAAGUUUAAGAGGGAAAGUACCAGUGUUCAGAUUUGAACUAUAAUAGUUUGUAUAUUCAACAUUUGAAGUAUAUUCUAUUUUGUUGUACUCUUGUUUCAAAGUGUAUUCAAGUAGGUUUUCUGAAAUAUAGAAAUGAAAUUUAUGUUGUGUUUUGGUCUCUGGUGAUAUUUAUAACAAUAUUCAAAAGCUAGUAUAGAGACACUGUUUAAGUAUAGAAGUCUUAUUUCUCCUUCCCAACUACUGUGUGAAAAAAUUUUCCUUCUGUUUGUUCCAUUACAUUAAUAUUUGGCAAGUAUCUGCAUGUUGCCACUUAUUUUCUAAUUACUAUCAUGAACUAUAAUGUUCUACUUACCAUGAGUUUAUUAUUUUAAUGUUGGCCACACUUAAAGAAAUUUCUCAAACAGACCUUUUGAGGGUUAAGAAGAUCAAGUGAUACUCUAGCCCUUUUACAAAUUAGGAAAUGGAGGUACUAGUGGGAUUACAUGAAUUUCCUAAUUUCACACCAAAUUAGGUCCUGUGACCCCACAUCUUAAUGCUCUUUCUACUACAAAGAAAAGUUGUCUAUUUUUACAUCUUUUAGAAAUUUAAAUAAACUGAUACUUAAUGUUUUGUGGCCUUCAGUUGUGCAUUUGAUCAGACACUACUUAGGUUGACAAAGAUUUUUAUAAUAGCACCCUUUGUAAUCGUUUAAUUUUCCAGACAUACCUGAUGGUACUUUUUAAUAAAAUCUCAAAGAAAAA